AUGCCGGUCCGCAGGGGCCACGUCGCGCCCCAAAACACUUACCUGGACACCAUCAUCCGGAAGUUCGAGGGCCAGAGUCGUAAGUUCCUGAUCGCCAACGCUCAGAUGGAGAACUGUGCCAUCAUUUACUGCAACGACGGCUUCUGUGAACUCUUCGGCUACUCCCGAGUGGAAGUGAUGCAGAGACCGUGCACCUGCGACUUCCUCACAGGCCCCAACACCCCGCGCAGUGCCAUGUCCCGCCUAGCACAGGCCCUGCUGGGGGCCGAGGAGUGCAAGGUGGACAUCCUCUACUACCGCAAGGAUGCCUCCUGCUUCCGCUGCCUGGUGGAUGUGGUGCCCGUGAAGAACGAGGACGGGGCGGUCAUCAUGUUCAUCCUCAACUUCGAGGACCUGGCGCAGCUCCUGGCCAAGCGGGGGAGCCGCAGCCUGUCCCAGCGCCUGCUGCGACAGAGCUUUCUGGGCUCGGACGGCUCUCAUGGCAGGUCGGGGGCGCAGGGACCUGGGGCGGGCAGGGUCAAGUACAGGACCAUCAGCCAGAUCCCGCAGUUCACACUCAACUUUGUGGAGUUCAACCUGGAGAAGCACCGCUCCGGCUCCACUACGGAGAUUGAGAUCAUCGCGCCCCACAAGGUGGUGGAGCGGACCCAGAACGUCACCGAGAAGGUCACCCAGGUCCUGUCCCUGGGAGCGGACGUGCUGCCGGAGUACAAGCUGCAGGCCCCUCGCAUCCACCGGGGCACCCUCCUGCACUACAGCCCUUUCAAGGCCGUGUGGGACUGGCUCAUCCUGCUGCUGGUCAUCUACACGGCCGUCUUCACGCCCUACUCGGCCGCCUUCCUGCUCAGCGACCAGGACGAGUCUCAGCGUGGGGACUGCGGCUACACCUGCAGCCCGCUCACCGUGGUGGACCUCAUUGUGGACAUCAUGUUUGUGGUGGACAUCGUCAUCAACUUCCGCACCACCUACGUCAACACCAAUGACGAGGUGGUCAGCCACCCCCGCCGCAUCGCCGUCCACUACUUCAAGGGCUGGUUCCUCAUCGACAUGGUAGCCGCCAUCCCCUUCGACCUGCUCAUCUUUCGCACUGGCUCUGACGAGACCACAACCUUGAUCGGACUGCUGAAGACAGCGCGGCUGCUACGGCUGGUGCGUGUGGCUCGGAAGCUGGACCGCUACUCUGAGUAUGGGGCGGCCGUGCUCUUCCUGCUCAUGUGCACCUUUGCGCUCAUCGCGCACUGGCUGGCCUGCAUCUGGUAUGCUAUCGGCAACGUGGAGCGGCCCUACCUGGAGCCCAAGAUCGGCUGGUUGGACAGCCUGGGCGCGCAGCUUGGCAAGCGCUACAACGGCAGCGACCCAGCCUCGGGCCCCUCGGUGCAGGACAAGUAUGUCACCGCCCUGUACUUCACCUUCAGCAGCCUCACCAGCGUGGGCUUUGGCAACGUCUCCCCCAACACCAACUCCGAAAAGGUCUUCUCCAUCUGCGUCAUGCUCAUUGGCUCCCUCAUGUAUGCCAGCAUCUUCGGCAACGUGUCGGCCAUCAUCCAGCGCCUGUACUCGGGCACGGCGCGCUACCACACGCAGAUGCUGCGGGUCAAGGAGUUCAUCCGCUUCCACCAGAUUCCCAACCCGCUGCGGCAGCGCCUCGAGGAGUACUUCCAACACGCCUGGUCCUACACCAAUGGCAUCGACAUGAACGCGGUGCUGAAGGGCUUCCCCGAGUGCCUGCAGGCCGACAUCUGCCUGCACCUGCAUCGCGCACUGCUGCAGCACUGCCCCGCCUUCCAUGGCGCCAGCAAGGGCUGUCUGCGCGCGCUGGCUGUCAAGUUCAAGACGACGCAUGCGCCGCCCGGGGACACGCUGGUGCACCUCGGCGAUGUGCUCUCCACGCUCUACUUCAUCUCCCGCGGCUCCAUCGAGAUCCUGCGCGAUGAUGUGGUGGUGGCCAUCCUCGGAAAGAAUGACAUCUUUGGAGAGCCCGUUAGCCUCCAUGCCCGGCCGGGCAAGUCCAGCGCAGAUGUACGGGCCCUGACCUACUGUGACCUGCACAAGAUCCAGCGGGCAGACCUGCUGGAGGUGCUGGACCUGUACCCUGCCUUCGCAGACAGCUUCUGGAGUAAGCUGGAAGUCACCUUCAACCUGCGGGACGCAGGCGGUGGUCUCCAGUCAUCACCCCAACAGGCUCCAGGCAGUCAAGACCACCAGGGCUUCUUCCUCAGUGACAACCAGUCAGGUGCAGCCCCUUCCCUGAGCAUCUCAGACGCAUCUGGCCUCUGGCCUGAGUUGCUGCAGCAAGUCCCCCCCAGGCCAAGUCAGAGCCCCCCAAACCCUCAGGGAGACUCAGACUGCUGGCCUCGGGAGCUAGGCUCCAGGCUAGAGCAGCUCCAGGCCCAGAUGAACAGGCUGGAGUCCCGCAUGUCUUCAGACCUCAGCCGCAUCCUGAAGCUCCUUCGGCAGCCCCUUCCCCAGGACCGCACUGGCUACGUCUUGGGAGCCUCCGCCUCCAAUGACCUGGCCUUGUUCCCGGCAAGCUCAGCGACUCAGAGUCCAGGAACCCAGCGGCCCCGGGGCGACCCACCCCCGGCACAGAUGCCCAGCUAUGGUGACACGGAUGAAUGGAGGCCAGAGCUCAGGAACUCUUCCUCUAGGAUGCCCCCCUCUGCCAUGGAAAUGGACAGAACUCUGACACUGUCCUCGGAGCAGAAGCAGCCCGAGGGGCUCCCGUCACCCCUGGCCUCCCCUCUGUGUCCCUUGGAGGUACAGGGGCUUGUCUGUGGUCCCCGCUUCCCCUCCCUACCUGAACACCUCAGCUCUGUGCCCAAGCAGUUGGAGUUCCAGAGACAUGGCUCAGAUCCUGGGUUUGCAAGGAGCUAG
Molecule: messenger RNA, 2874 nt
Organism: Rangifer tarandus platyrhynchus (Svalbard reindeer)
Lineage: Eukaryota; Metazoa; Chordata; Mammalia; Artiodactyla; Cervidae
Source: the annotation of a GenBank genome assembly